Ananas comosus (pineapple) is the source of this 1450-nucleotide messenger RNA. Its product is annotated as pyruvate dehydrogenase (acetyl-transferring) kinase, mitochondrial. The record is from RefSeq and is a predicted model, not a curated record. Gene Ontology annotation, molecular function: pyruvate dehydrogenase (acetyl-transferring) kinase activity. Gene Ontology annotation, cellular component: mitochondrion. Gene Ontology annotation, biological process: protein phosphorylation; regulation of glucose metabolic process. The transcript is spliced from 6 exons. The coding region runs from base 102 to 1196 and encodes 364 amino acids. NCBI's taxonomy places the organism in Eukaryota, Viridiplantae, Streptophyta, Magnoliopsida, Poales, Bromeliaceae.
UCCUCGCUAUCCAUGGCUCCUCCUCCUCCUCCUCCUCCACCUCGUCAUCGUCGUCGUUGUUGACGUUUCUAGGGCUACGAGGAGCUCCGAGGGUGUCUCCCAUGGCGGCGAAGAAGAGGGCGUGGGAGGCGGCGGCGGAGGAGGUGCGGCGGUGGGGGGAGAUGAAGCAAACGGGGGUGAGCUUGAGGUACAUGAUGGAGUUCGGAUCCCGCCCCACGGCGAAGAACCUCCUCCUCUCCGCCCAGUUCCUCCACAAGGAGCUUCCCAUUCGCAUCGCGCGCAGAGCCAUCGAGCUCGAGAACCUGCCCUUCGGGCUCUCCCACAAACCCGCCGUGUUGAAGGUACGGGAUUGGUAUUUGGAUUCUUUUCGCGAUAUCCGAUCCUUUCCAGAAGUCAAAGACACGAAUGAUGAGUUAGCCUUCACCCAGAUGAUCCAGAUGAUCAAAGUGAGGCACAACAACGUAGUGCCGACAAUGGCCUUGGGUGUACAGCAGUUGAAAAAAGACUUGGAUCCUAAAGUUUUCCCAAAAGAUCUGGAAGAAACUCAUCAAUUUCUUGAUCGCUUUUACAUGUCGAGGAUUGGCAUCCGCGUGUUGAUAGGGCAACAUGUGGCUCUGCAUGAUCCUGAUUCGGAACCCGAUUGUAUUGGUCUUAUAAACACAAGAAUGUCCCCUAUGCUAGUGGCACGAGCUGCUAGUGAGGACGCACGUGGCAUUUGUUUCAGGGAAUACGGAUCUGCGCCCGAAGUUGAAAUAUAUGGAGAUACCGAUUUCACUUUUCCAUAUGUUCCAUCACAUUUGCAUCUUAUGGUUUUCGAAUUAGUAAAGAACUCCCUGCGUGCGGUCCAAGAACGUUUUAUGAAUUCCGAUAAAGAUGUUCCUCCUGUUAGAAUAAUAGUUGCUGAUGGAAUCGAGGAUGUCACAAUCAAGAUCUCGGACGAAGGUGGUGGGAUACCAAGAAGCGGGCUUCCGAAGAUAUUCACAUACCUUUACAGCACUGCAAAGAAUCCGCUGGAGGAGAAUUUUGGAGUAAACGAUGGCGUGACUAUGGCUGGAUAUGGCUAUGGCUUACCGAUAAGCCGUCUUUAUGCUCGAUAUUUUGGCGGCGAUCUUCAAAUAAUCUCCAUGGAAGGAUACGGCACCGACGCGUAUCUUCAUCUGUCCCGGUUGGGGGAUUCGCAAGAGCCCUUGCCGUAGAGCAUGAAUGGUAAGCUUCCAUUUAUUUAUUAUCAUGUUCACUAGAUGCCUCCCUUGUUGCAUGCAUAAGUGCAGAAGGGAAAGGGGGGAGAAGGAUUUGUACAUUUGGUAUGUGUCAAUGUGUGUAGGAAAGAUGAUGAUUGAAAUGCUGCUUCACCUUGUAUUGUGGCAAGACUGCUUUGGUACCCAUUAGUGGUUCAAUUCAUGCUGCAACUGUUUCAAGAAGAAUUAACAGUUGUACAGGCUCACACACA